AUGACACUCACACAAGUGGAUGCCAACUCAUCAGAAGAAGCCACUGAUUCACAAUUUGAAUCUACUAGACGUGUGAAACGUCGCCUAUUAUCCAAUGAGCUCGAUGAUAGAGUUGGUUUUAAACGUUCUCGAUCAAGCACUCAACCACGUUGGCACAAUCAAUCCUAUAUGCUCUUUUUAGCUCUUCGUCAACAUCCAGAAAAAUCACUUCCUCGUCGAGAACUAAUUCAAGCUGCUUUAGCUCUCGAUAAAAAGAUCAGUGCUGAACUUUCUUUACCUAAAGUCUUUCGUGGACGCACGCCUGGUAAUUCUGCUUCCGCCAUCUUGACUUAUAAUAAUGAUCGAUAUUUUGUUCCAUUUAAGCCAGAAGGAAGUCGAUCCAUGCAUUUUAGAUUGGCUUAUGAGCCGGGUGAUGUGAAUCAUGCAGUUGCUGAAUAUCAGAAAUGGUGUAAAAAACUAGCUGAACAUGACUGGCCGUAUUGUUUUGGUGUGCCAAAACCAGACGCUAUCACAUCCAUAGAAAACAAUCCAAAAGAAGUCGACCAAAAGGAAAACCAAAAGAAAGAUCAACCCGUGGAGCAACAAACAAACAAAACAGAAGAAACAGAUCAUGCAGCUCUGGACGAUAAAGAAAAUGCAGUAAAAGAUCAAACACCCAGUUUUACAAAACAAGCCAUUGAAACCAAAGCCCUUCGUAACGUCGAUCUCAACAGCCGACCAAAAGAAGAAGUCCCUCAAUAUACAUUAGAUCAACUUGAUCUGUCUGAUAUCCCUACCAAUUGGCGUGACGUUGUCUAUAUUGCUCCUUCUUGUAUUCCAGGUGCAGGCAAUGGUCUGUUUGCUAAGCGUAAAAUCCCAUUCAAUGUACCUAUCGGGUUCUAUUUCGGUGUGCCCAUGACAGAAGACGAAUUUGAUUCUCUCAAGGACCGUGUGGGUCGUUCAUCUGAAUACUCCAUCAUGUAUCGUAAAACAGUCCUUGAUGCCACAGAUGAUCAAGGAGAACCAGUCACAGAUGAAUCCAGUCCUCGAUUCUGUCCAUUUCAUUUUAUGAAUGAAACAGAUUGGAAGCAUGCCACAGUGGCUUUUGUAGAAGGUGUUGUCGUGAAUCAAGUCAUUUGCUGGACAAGAAAAGAAAUUCAGGCGGAUGAGGAAUUGUUAGUAUGGUAUGGUGCAGACGUAGAUCGGCAUUGGGAUGGUAAAUCCAUCAUGGACACAGCUGUAGAACAACAAGUGCCUAUGUAA
Molecule: messenger RNA, 1242 nt
Organism: Gilbertella persicaria
Lineage: Eukaryota; Fungi; Mucoromycota; Mucoromycetes; Mucorales; Choanephoraceae
Exons: 2
Coding region: 1-1242 (413 amino acids)
Molecular function (GO): protein binding
Source: RefSeq, a predicted model, not a curated record